UGGCUGCGGAUGGAAACUUUAAGUAGCACAGACAUCUAAAACUGAAACACUCCAAACGUAAUGAAAGGAUUAGAAACGUCAAAGUUGAUGCGCGUGAACGCUGAUGCCAGAAGUGUUCGCAGGACCGAGGAGCACUUCGCACGAGACGCAGCCCUCCAUCCGUCAACUGUGUAAGCACGUGCCGCUUCCACAGUGAGCGAGCACGCGCAUAGGCGGAGUCUCGAGCGUGCACUCGUGCACAUUGCCAGGCUGCUGUGUCCACAGGAGGACCAAGAGGAGGAGGAGGAGGAUGAAGAUGACGACUGCAGCGGACAUGGCGGGCCUGCUCCUCUUCAUCUUCAUCACGCUGAUGGCGUUCCCGCUGUCCCAAUCUCAGUACCACCAUCAAAGUCCAACCCAGGAAUUAGUCCCACCCAGACCUGAGCUGGUUCCGGUACAGUCCGACCGCAGGAGCCCAGCACAGACCCAGCAGACAUCUCGGACCAAAAUGGACUCCUGGCAGGAUCCAGACGGGAACCGAACACGUUCCUCGGACUCUCCGAGCCUCCAUGGACCGACCGGGGAGUCCUCCAUGGAGGCUUCUGGUUUCUUUGGAUCGGACACAGAAGAACGAGACGGAGGCGAGGAUGGUGGAGCGGCCCGAGACAGAAGAGACGGAGGGGACGAGUGGAUGGACGUCCAUCAUGUCUUCAAGAGGACGAGAGCUAUUCUGGACUUGGAUGCUAUGAUUGGCUACAGUCCUCCGUCCCCCCCCCUCCAUGCUGGGUCUCAGCAGCAGCGUGAGGAGCUUUGGGAGGCGGAUGCUCACUCCAGCGGUUUCGGGGCCCUCCGCUCCUCUUCGACAUCACCCCCCCCUGAGUCUGACACAGGCACAGACUUUGGUCUGCUAGGGGUCAAAGGCGAGGAUGAAAGACAUGUCAAUGUUACUGUGGACCCCCCCGACAAAGGUGGCGUGUGUGGACUGGACGCAGCCCGACGGACACGGCUACGUCAUCCUCAACAUGACACACAACCUCAACUGUGUAAGUACACCUCAUCCUCGCGCUCAUCUCACUUAAAUAUGUGUGUGUGUGUGUGUGUGACACAGGAGGAGUUCAGUGUGGAUGGCGGCGUGCGCCUGCUUAAGACGAUGGAGCAUCUGUUUGCUCGCAGGAUGAAGAGCCCAGAGGGAACAUGGCGACUUUACCUGAGCAAGCCCACACACCAACAGCGUCAGAUGCUCAUGCAUGUGAAGUCUGAACAUGGCGUGAUCUCCACCCAGGUUCUUCUGAGUAUGCUGACAGAAAUGAGCAUCAGUUUAAAUAAGGUGGGCGUGCAGAACUACGGCGCUCCCAGCACGUGUCCGCCUCGGCCCAGUCAGACGCACAGUGACUACAGCAAACUCUUUGUGGUUUUGGUCAUCAUUGGGUCGGUCUGCAUGGUCAUAAUCGCGUCAGGGUUUUUCUACAUCUGCUGGCAGAGACGGCUGCCUGCUACCAAGAGCACGUUUCGCGCAGAGGAGCUUCAUUUUGUGGAGAACGGUUGCCACGACAACCCCACUCUGGACGUGGCAGGCGACAGCCGGUCCGAGACGCAGGAGAAGAAGCCCAGCGCCAACGGACUAGCAGGCGGGGCCGAGGGAGGCGGGGACGAAAGCAGUGGCUGGCAGGUGUUUGUGAAUCAAGCAGCGGCCGAGGAAGAGGAAGAGGAAGAGCAGGACACACACCUCUGAUGACAUCAUCACAAGGACUUAGCCGUGCUAGCUGCUAGCUUCUGAUCAGCGUUCAUCACUUUGAGAUUUGAUGGAAAUGAAGCACUUUAAAGCCUGAAUUAUGCUUCGGCGUCACCACCAGUUGGCUCCUCCUCCUUCAGACCCUCCGACUGAGCUUCGGAAAGAUUAAAACUUUAUGUCAACGGCGCACCAAAACACAAGUAACAACUUUGACUCAAAUGAAGUAAUAAUAAAUACCAGCUGUAGUUGCGUGCGCUGCCCACUAGUGGUUUGGCAGAGAACUGCAAGUCACUGCAGAACUGGAGCAGAAUCAAGACGCCAUCAGAGGGACCGGUUUGGUGCCGACUCUGAAGCGUGGUUCAAACAUUACACGACAGCAGAAGAUAACAUUGCCGCUGUUAGCUUAGCCUGCAGCCGUGUGUGUGUGUUAUGCUAACUGGCAGCCAUUUAAUAAGAGUAAGAAAAUACAUUAUGUUAACUGAGAUAGAACAUAAAGGAUGGCCAGUGGGCUACAUUGUGCUCGGCUACCAACAUCCGUAUGAAAGUUGAGGUGAAAUGGAAUUGAGCGCCUGUUAAAGUGCUUGCGGCUGAAACGUGCAUGACAACAAAGCUUGAUGUACAUAUAGACUUCAAGCCCGUAGAAUAAUACUGGAUGGUAAAUGAAUACUGUUCCUCAUAAAGGUCAAUGCUCUGCACACAUGCGCACUGCAUCAAGGAGAAUGUUGCUACUACAAAUGAACAAAAACGUGAAUAAAUCUUCAUGAAAUUCAACGUUUGCGUUUGUUUGCUCUGUUAACGCAGUCACUUGUAUGUA
Messenger RNA from Doryrhamphus excisus (bluestripe pipefish), 2525 nucleotides. The record is from RefSeq and is a predicted model, not a curated record. NCBI's taxonomy places the organism in Eukaryota, Metazoa, Chordata, Actinopteri, Syngnathiformes, Syngnathidae.